UGACGGUUGAACUGGGUCAGAUUUGAAUUUGGCGCGUCGGUGGUUUUGUUAGGUUGGUAACGUCGAAAGUUAUGUAGUAGUGCCACCACUCACCAUCUGUUUGUUUAAUGUUCAGGUCAAUAAACACACGUUAGGGAGUAUUGUACAAUAAGAAAAGGUCCUACAAUGCAACCGUUAGGGGAAAAUGCUGCAAACACUCCAGCCUUUUUAGGUAAAUUAUGGAAAAUGGUUAAUGACCCAUCGACCGACCACCUGAUCUGCUGGAGUCCGUCCGGCACUAGCUUUGUGAUACCAAAUCAAGCUCAAUUUUGGUAUGAACUUCUUCCUCUCUAUUACAAACACAAUAACAUGAGUAGUUUCGUGAGGCAGUUAAACAUGUAUGGUUUCCAUAAAAUGUCGACGGUUGAAAAUGGUACAAUGGACUCAGAUAAAGAUGAAAUUCAAUUUUCACAUCCGUAUUUUCUUAAAGACCAGCCUGAACUCUUGCGCAAUAUUAAAAGAAAAGCAACCACUUCUAAAACUUCUAACGAAAAUAACAAUAAACAUGACGAGUUAACUAAAGUUCUAAGCGAUGUUAAACAACUCAGAGGACGUCAAGUCAGUGUUGAUAAUCAACUAAAUGCAAUGAAACAAGAAAAUGCGCUUUUGUGGCGCGAAGUGGCUAUUCUUAGGCAGAAACAUUUGAAACAACAAAAAAUCGUCAAUAAGCUCAUUCAAUUCUUAGUUACGUUAGUUCAACCGUCUAGAAUGACAGUUGGUGUAAAAAGGGGGUACCAAUUGAUGUUGCACGAAAGUCCAAAUAAGAAAAGCAAACUUAGUAAUAACGGAAAAAGUAACAUUAAUGCAGAGGGACCCACAAUUCAUGAAUUGGACAGCGAACUGGAUUUAACACCAAAUUUAUACGAAGAGGAAGUACCAGUUGUGGAAGGAAGCAACAUCGAAAUUGAAAAUGACUUGAUCGACAGCCCUGCUGCUUCUGUUGGUUCCCAACAAACAGAUCUUAACUCACCACUACAAUCUCAGUUAUUAGUUGAAGAAAAUGGAGAAGAAAGUACUUGGGACAAACCUGAAUAUGUGUGUGUCAGUACACCAGAAGAAUUAAUUAUUCCGGAUCAGGAUAUAAGCGAAGAAACUUUGAUUAAUAGUUUAAAAGAUGAAGCAUCACCAGUUGGUGAUGUUAAUGUUGACAAUAACGGCAGUUUUGAUAAUCAAAAAGUGUUUUUGAAUCCGUCAACUCAGGACACGUUGUUAAGUAAUUUAAUAAAAAAUAAUACGACUAAAGAUGGGGCUAAGAAUGGAAAACCUAUAAACGCAGCCACUUCACUGUCAUCUGCUCCUGUUACUAGUAACAAUAUGGCCAUUGCCACUCGUGAUACGAAUUUGUGUGAUGUAAUUAAGAGUAUGCCAGGACCUAGCGAUACUUAUACCAUGGAUUUAAAUAACCACGUGGAAGCCACUCAACAGGAAUUAGACCAAUUCAAAGAUAUUUUAAAUGGAUAUAAUCCAUUUGUUGAUGCUAAUGCCUUACUAGGGGAAUUAAACAAGAUCCCUCAAAACUUCAAAGAUGUCUAUCUCUUUAAUGGCGAUUCUCCCGUUUAUGAUCUGAAUGUUAAUGAUGAUAAUAAAAAUGAAAACUUGAUCGAUCCUUCUGAUCCGUUGGUUUCUGGGUCUGAAUUAACCCCAUAUGGUGGUAAUUUUGAUUUUACUGAACUAUUUGAUGAUACCAUUAAUGAAGGGAAUGUACAGACAACUGAAGCUACAUCUUCAACUGUUAAUACACCGCAAAUUAUUAAAGAAGAACCUAUUUUUCCGGCUAUACAAAACAAAAAGUAAUUUCUAAUUUUAGGCCAGAGAUAGAAACAAAUGUACAAAAUUGGAUCGAUUGAGUUGAUCCGUCAUAAAAUUCGCAUUUUUUUUAUAAACUAGCGUAAUGUGGUAGGGAGACUACUGUGACUUCAGAUUGUGAAUACAAGAAAAUUCCCUAGUAUUUUUGUUUGGCGAUUUUAUUUUUCAACUGAUACGAUCUAAUGUAAGGCUUGGUUUGUUUUGUAUAUUUUAGCCCAUUGUAUUUUUCAAUAUAUAAAUAUUGCUAUUUUUGUAUAUCUAUAUAAGACAGGGAAUUUCUCUAUUUAUGUAUUUUUUUAAACUUGAUAGGUUUUAUAAGUUCACACUGAAAGUCCGUUGUUUCAUGCAGCAAAAAAUCAAACAAAUCAACGCGAUAUAGAUCAUAACAGUCAAAAUUAACACCAAGUGUUGGUUUUUUGUUGGAUAAAAUGUUGUACUUGUGUAGUAAAGGAUACAGCUAUCGCCACUUUUCACAACGGUUUUUCUGUAGAGUCUCAAGAAGUUCACCUCAAAAUUUUUGUGGCGAUAAAAAUGUUCCGAGAUUUAACAAUUGCUUGAUGCUAUUUCCUUGUAAGCUUUUAUAGGCAUCAACCAGACUGUAGGUUUCCUAAAACUUUUAAUCUUGAUUAUUCAAGUUACUAGUUAGGGAGUGCUAAAUUUUGUCCAAAGUAAAAUGAUCAUCCGUACUUUUGUCCACCAUAAAAAUGUCCAAAAUAGCAGAAUGUAAUUUUAUCCAACGUAAAAGCAUCCGAAGUAUUUUUGUCGAACGUAAAAUGAGCAUCCGUAUUUUUGUGGACCAUAAAAGUAUCCAAAAUUUCUAGUGUUAUUUUCAAUACCAACAUGGUAACAAAACUGUCUAAAGUAAAAUUUAAAUUUUGUAAGUGUCUCUAGUAACACACUGUAUCACUAUUUUCCGACCACAAGCAUAAAUGGCUUAUAUUUUUUUUCUACAAAGCUAUUUACGAUAUCCAGUCCUCCGUCAAUGCUGCCAUGAUCCUAGAUCGUUUAACGUUUUUACAUUGGAUUAUUUUACUUUGGACAAUUUUGUAUGCGUCCACAAGUUAACUUUUUUUAAUCUUAAUAUAUUUUUUGUUAUUAUUUGUUUUAUAUGUUUUCAGUAAAUUGUAACAUAUGCUAUAUAA
Messenger RNA from Tribolium castaneum (red flour beetle), 2987 nucleotides. It is a transcript of the gene Hsf, whose product is annotated as Heat shock factor. The transcript has 13 exons. Lineage: Eukaryota; Metazoa; Arthropoda; Insecta; Coleoptera; Tenebrionidae. Bases 166 to 1833 code for a protein of 555 amino acids. Gene Ontology annotation, molecular function: sequence-specific DNA binding; DNA-binding transcription factor activity. The record is from RefSeq and is a predicted model, not a curated record. Gene Ontology annotation, biological process: regulation of DNA-templated transcription.